Molecule: messenger RNA, 3183 nt
Organism: Ochotona princeps (American pika)
Lineage: Eukaryota; Metazoa; Chordata; Mammalia; Lagomorpha; Ochotonidae
Gene: MORC1
Product: MORC family CW-type zinc finger 1
Exons: 27
Coding region: 54-3002 (982 amino acids)
Cellular component (GO): nucleus
Molecular function (GO): zinc ion binding
Source: RefSeq, a predicted model, not a curated record
GCGCAGUCGCAGCCUCUGUGGUCCUUUGGGUCGUGCGUGUUGUGUUGGAGGCCAUGGGUGACAAGUAUGCGAUGCUGCAGCGGGCUCAGCUGCGUCUGGAGUUCAUCCACGCCAAUUCCACUACUCACAGUUUCCUUUUUGGAGCGAUGGCUGAACUGCUGGACAAUGCAAGGGAUGCAGGGGCUGCAAGGCUUGAUGUGUUUUCAGUGGAUAAUGGAAAACUGCAGGGUGGAUUCAUGCUGUGCUUCCUGGAUGAUGGAUGUGGUAUGAGCCCUGAGGAUGCUUCUGACAUUAUAUACUUUGGAACAUCCAAGAAACGAUUGUCUACCAUGAAGUUCAUUGGGCAAUAUGGCAAUGGUCUUAAAAGUGGCUCCAUGAGGAUUGGAAAAGACUUUAUUCUUUUUACAAAGACAGAAGAAACAAUGACCUGUGUGUUUUUCUCUCAGACAUUCUGUGAAAGAGAAGGUCUUAGUGAGGUUGUGGUUCCAAUGCCUUCUUGGUUAACAAGAACCAGAAAACCUAUCGCAGAUGAUCCUCAAAAAUUCUCAAUGGAAUUGUCUAUAAUUUAUAAAUACUCCCCAUUUAAAACUGAAGCUGAAUUGAUACAGCAGUUUGAUGUGAUCUACGGAAAAUGUGGUACUUUGCUGGUUAUUUAUAACUUGAAGCUCCUGCUUAGUGGUGAACCAGAGUUGGAUGUAAAAACUGACAAAGAAGAUAUACUGAUGGCUGGGGCUCUUGAGGAUUUUCCAGAGAGAUGGUCAUUCAGAGCCUAUACAUCUGUUCUCUAUUUUGAUCCUUGGAUGAGAAUAUUCAUUCAAGCCAAAAAGGUUCAAACGAAGCACCUAUGCUAUUGUCUCUACAGACCCAGAAAGUAUCUGUCUGUCACAUCUUCCUUUAAAGGGGCACUUAAAAAUGAAGCUAAAAAGGCGGAGGAAGAAGUAAGGAUUGCUGAGCUUGCGUUGAAAGAAGCACAAACCAAAGUAAACCAUCCGGGCACCACUACUUUGUCUUCCGCCAAGUUUGCAUUACAGAAAGCUUUGGAGGAUGUAGAGGCAAAGCAUAAGAAUCUUGGAGAGAAGCAGAGGACAUUAAAAAGAACACAGAAACUCUCCCUGUUUUUUGGAGUGAAUAUAGAAAACCUAAAUCGAGCUGGAAUGUUCAUUUAUAGUAAUAACCGUUUGAUCAAAAUGUAUGAGAAAGUGGGUCCACAACUGAAACUGAAGUCCCUACUUGGCGCAGGGGUUAUUGGAGUUGUUAAUGUACCUUUGGACAUCAUGGAGCCAUCUCACAAUAAACAGGAAUUUCUCAACGUCCAGAAGUACAAUCAUCUGUUAAAAGUAAUGGGACAAUAUUUGGUCCAGUACUGCAAGGACACUGGGAUCAGUAAUCGAAAUAUCACACAAUUUUGUAAUGAGUUUGGAUAUCAGAAUAACAUGGAUAUAGAACGACCUUUAGUUUCUACUCAGUAUAAAAGAAAACAAGCCAUGGCCAUCCCAUUCAUCAUACAGUGUGAUCUUUGCCUUAAGUGGAGAGUCUUGCCACCUUCUACUAAUUAUGAGGACAAAGAAUUUCUUGACAUGUGGAUCUGUGCUAAUAAUCCUAACCUCUCAGAGAACAGUUGUCAUCAUGUAGAACAUCUGCCGUUCAUCCCAUUGGGCACCACGAGCACAGUGUUAUCAUCAGAAAACGAGAAAGAGAAGAAACUCAGAGAGUCAGUUCAAAGAUAUCAAAACAAACUGGCAGAACAGCUCCCACAGCUUCAGUUUAUACCAACAAGCAAAAUCUCUGAGCUUACUUCCGUCCGCCUCAGUUCAGCACCUACGGAAAAAGGCUUAACUCGGAAAAUCAAGCCUUCAGGUGGCAACUUGAAGCAUGUUUCUCUUUCGUCCUUGGAGCUUUCGGACAGCCACAGGAGCCAAAAAAGACUCCCAGAGGAGGAAGACUGUGAUGUAGAGUAUGUUUUAGAGACUAACAUUAGGAAAACAUCAAUGCGGAAGAGUGGCCCCAAAAACCUUCCACAUGAGACAGAUUGUGAUGUAGAGUUUGUUUCAGAGACUAAUAUUAGAAAAAAAUCAACACAGAAGAGAAUGAGAUACACAGCAGCCAUGUCUGAAACUGUCAGCCUCGCUGAGAAAUCCAAGGUCUCUUUAGAAAUGAAAAGAAAGCAGAGACCAGACUUUGCAAAGAAAUGUCAGGUACUGAUGGACACUGAAACCAGCGACAGCGAUCCAGAAGUAAUCUUGGUUCUAAAUGGAAGUGACGCUGAUGUUUUACUGAAACAAGAAAAAAAGGAAGUUCUUAUAAACAAAGAAAAACAAGAACUGCAUAAUGAUAUUCCAGCAAUAAAUGGAACCUCUUCAUUAUCUAACCAGCAAAGCUUGUUCAGUGUGUCAACAGGGGACUUCAGUCCAAGUUCUGGACACAAAGAAAAAGUUGCUGUGAAUGAUGGUUGCGAAGCUGUUGCUUCAUGGGAAACAUCUUCUCAAAGCACAUUUGUCAAAGAAACAAUGAGAAAGCUGAUGUCUAAUUUAAGGGAGAUGCUUCUCUAUUUCUUUCCUGAGUAUCAGCUACCAGCAGAACUGGACUACAUCUCUGUGGAAGAACUUACAGCAAAUUCAGAGCUGAAGCAAUGGCCAGAGCAGACAAACCAAAAGCUGCAAAUGUGUUUCUACCAGAUCCAGAAUGUUUAUAUGGUUCAGUAUGAAAAAAAAUUAAAGAAAAAAGUGCAGUCCAUUAUCUAUGAAGCAAACAGAAGAGGGGUACUUAAUGAAAUCUCUCUGGGACAAUGUGAAAAAAGAAGGAAAAUUGCCGAGGGUAAACUGGAGAAGCUCCGUGUGCAAGUGGCAGCAUUGCUGCAUAAAUUUCAGCUGGGUUGUCCAGUAGGUGAUCCGGAGCAGAUUGACGUUUACCUAGAAGCUUUACUUAAAGAAGAUGUUUUCCUUUCCCGUAGCACUUUAAAUGAAGUUGCUGUAGAUAAGGGACAUAGUUCCUCUUUGGAAUGAUAUGAAAGGAUUUCCCAAAAGUGAGAUAAGACAGUCACUUUUAAGAAAGCUGUGGAGAAAUUGAAAUAUUCUUUUCAAAAGUAACCUUGUUUUUAUUUAUUAUACACUUUAUCCUAUUGAACAUCAGGAAGUUUUUUACUUCAAAAGUGAUUCCUUGUUUGCAAUUUCAUAUAUAUAUAUA